UAACAUUUUUAUUAUAAGCCUGUAUUUUGCUAAUAAAUUAUUAAUAUAUGUGCAUUUAAACAAUAAUUUAUUUGCAUUUAAAAUCGUAAUCAAAUUCAUAAAUGUAAUUAUACAUUUAAAGCCAUCUUUGUUCAGUUUCAGUAUGUUUUGUUGUAAAUGUGCUGAAGCUGGUCAGUGAUGGUUGAUGUGUGUGAUUUAGAGCAUCUUCCUCUCAGACUGAGUGGAGGCGAGGGCCGGUGCUCUGGGAGGCUGGAGGUGUAUCAUAACGCUGUGUGGGGCUCAGUCUGUGAUGAUCUGUGGGACAUCAGCGAUGCUCAGGUGGUCUGCAGGCAGCUGGGUUGUGGAGCAGCACUGAGGGCUGAUGGGAAUUCAGUCUUUGGUGCUGGUGAAGGUGUUGUGUGGCUGAACAGAGUCGAGUGCAGAGGGAAUGAGAUUCACCUGUGGGACUGUCCUCUCUCCCUGAAGAACCACACUGACUGCUCCCACAAAGAUCACGCUGGACUCACCUGUACAGGUCACAGCAAAACAUUAAGGAUUAUUAAGUUAAAUAAAUUAUUUGUUUUGAUUUUGAACGUGUCUGUGUCUGUUUUGCCAGAUUUGUCAGUGUCCACUACUCCUGCCACACCAACAUCAGCUUCUCCUCCAGUUUCUCAGACAGUGAGCUCAACAUCAGUCACUCGUCCACAAACUCCUCCACAAACUCCUCUCUCUGUGCUUGUGAUUGUAUUGGGAGUUGUGCUCUUACUGCUCUUAGUGCCACUGCUUAUACUGAUUCAGCAGAACAGAGUGAUGAGGAGAGGUAGGAGAGAUCCAGAGACUGUCAUAUUGUGUCUUAUUCAGUGUGUGAUCAGUUAUGUGUUGUGA
Messenger RNA from Ctenopharyngodon idella (grass carp), 864 nucleotides. RefSeq names its product antigen WC1.1-like. The record is from RefSeq and is a predicted model, not a curated record. NCBI's taxonomy places the organism in Eukaryota, Metazoa, Chordata, Actinopteri, Cypriniformes, Xenocyprididae. Bases 178 to 864 code for a protein of 228 amino acids. Gene Ontology annotation, cellular component: membrane. The transcript has a single exon.